AUGGCCAAGAAAGCUGCUCCAGCUAAAAAGCCAGAAAAGGCUGUCAAAGUAUCUACUGUGAUGGAUACUAAGAAUAGGCUGAGUUCAAAAAUCAACUAUGAUAUAGAUGCUUUGGAUAAAUUAAAUGAAGAGCUUGGUUAUGCACCUGCAUUCGAAGAAGGCACAAAGUCUAAUUGCGGCAGUAGUCAUGGUGAUAUGCAACUGUCAAAUGAGAAGAGCAGUUUUGAAGGCAGCCAUGAUGAUGAUUUUGAGCAUGAAAGUAAUGGAUAUAUUGAAGAGGCUGAAGCCAGACAAGGCCAUGACGAUGAUACAUAUGUUGCAAAUGACGAAUAUAAUGGAUGCAACCACGAUGACGAAUACAAUUACAAUGAGGAAUGUGAUUUUAAUGAAUUAUGA
Molecule: messenger RNA, 396 nt
Organism: Prunus armeniaca (apricot)
Lineage: Eukaryota; Viridiplantae; Streptophyta; Magnoliopsida; Rosales; Rosaceae
Source: the annotation of a GenBank genome assembly